This is a messenger RNA of Exophiala oligosperma, 945 nucleotides long. RefSeq lists its product as uncharacterized. The record is from RefSeq and is a predicted model, not a curated record. The coding region runs from base 1 to 945 and encodes 314 amino acids. NCBI's taxonomy places the organism in Eukaryota, Fungi, Ascomycota, Eurotiomycetes, Chaetothyriales, Herpotrichiellaceae. The transcript has a single exon.
AUGAACUUGCUCGAACAUGGUUUGAGCAUGGAACGAAAAGAUUUCCUCAAUCUCCAUCGCUCUCUCGCCCAGAACAUGGCAUUUGAGUACUCGUUGGAACAACUCAGAGGACCUCGAUCGGAGACAACUGGGCAACUGGUCUCCUCUCCCGCCGACCAUCCGAAAAGCAAACCUGCGUCUGGCAAGCCACCCAGUACCGAAUAUCAACGUAGUGGAAAAUACCAAGCACCUGAGACUACAUCCUCCGAGAUUUCUCCACCGAAGAAAAGAAAGGCAGAGGAUGAUUCAUCGACGGUCCCACAACGAAGAAGGACUAUGAUCCCUCGAAUCACCGACCGGCCGGCAUUGUCACGACCCGCAAUUCCAACCCAGGCUACUGAGGUUGAGCCGGCAAAAGCUUUGACAACCAUUCUGAGAACCAAGUUUGGUGCCCGCCUGCAACGCGAGUCCACCUUCUUGCCAGGAGCGGAGGUCUUUCAACGUCGACGGAGGAUGUGUGCACUCUAUGGCCAGGGACUCAUCGAUGCUCUUCAGGCCGAACAGAACCAUAAAGACGACUUCAAUACCAGGCUGCAUGAGACAGUUCGCUCAGUCUACACAUUCUCACAACAACAACGCGACCGUAACGGGAACAAGUACAAUCUCAUCGAGCUUGCAGCGUAUCUUUCUGGACAGCUUGGUCUUCCCUUGACUCUUUACCUUGAAACUGCUGAAAUGGCUUCCAGGGUCACUACCGAUUGGAUCAACCUCUACACUCUGUAUGUGAAGACUCAGGUGCAGAUUUGGUAUAAUCUGCGGGCUCGGGUAGGGAGGCCGUUCCAAGACAACCCUAGGGCCCGGCACGACGUUUUCGAGUCCUUGUGGAGUUCUGAGACCGUGUCAGGGAAUUUUUUUGACGCACUGCGAUCACUCUGGCUGAAGGUGAAUUCCCAAGGCAUACUUUGA